UACAAGGCCUCAUAAGGAGGGGGAAGUCCCUGGUGUGGAUUAUAUUUUCAUCACUGUUGAAGAUUUUAUGGAACUAGAGAAAAGUGGUGCUCUCUUAGAAAGUGGAACAUAUGAAGAUAAUUACUACGGUACUCCAAAGCCUCCUGCUGAGCCAGCCCCACUACUAUUAAAUGUCACAGAUCAGAUACUCCCAGGUGCAACACCCAGUUCGGAAGGCAAACGGAAAAGAAACAAGUCAGUGAGUAACAUGGAAAAGACGGGAAUUGAACCUCCAGAAGAGGAGGAGGAAGAGAAAGCUGUGGUCAAUGGCAAUGGCAUGGCAAUCACACCAGAGUCAAGUGAACAUGAAGAGAAGAGUACAGGUGUCUCAGGUGAAACUUCAUCUCAGCCUUAUCCUGCUCCCGUUUAUAGCCAACCGGAAGAAGUAAAAGAAGAUAUGGAUGUAACAAAGCAGCCAAAACUUGAAGAAAACAAUGAACUGGGCCCAUUGCCUGAUAAUUGGGAAAUGGCUUACACAGAGAAAGGGGAAGUCUACUUUAUUGACCAUAACACAAAGACUACAUCAUGGCUGGAUCCACGACUGGCGAAAAAGGCUAAACCUCCAGAAGAGUGCAAAGAAAAUGAUCUUAAUCUAAUGGGUUGGAUCCAAAGGUUCCCUUCUUCCAACGGAGGAAGCUUUCCUCUGACAAAGGAAGAGAAUGAAGAACUACCAUAUGGCUGGGAGAAAAUUGAUGAUCCCAUUUAUGGCACUUAUUAUGUUGACCACAUAAAUAGAAGGACCCAAUUUGAAAAUCCUGUUUUGGAAGCCAAAAGGAAGUUACAACAGCGUACCAUGCCCAACGCAGAACUUGGAAUCAAGCCUAUGCCAGCCCAAAGUUUCCGAGUAGACAGCGCCUCAUCAACAUUACCUAGGCCCAAACAUGUUCACCCGCGCCCUGCUCCUCAGAGGUCUCGCAGUGUGAGUGACCUGUCUCAAUAUCGGCGGGACAAUGCUGGAAUGUACAGGUUGUAUGAAAAACCGCUCUUCACCCGGGAUGCCUCACAGCUGAAAGGCACUUUCCUCAGCACCACUCUUAAAAAAAGCAAUAUGGGCUUUGGAUUUACCAUCAUUGGUGGGGAUGAGCCCGACGAAUUUCUCCAGGUGAAGAGUGUUAUUCCUGAUGGACCUGCAGCACAAGAUGGCAAAAUGGAAACAGGUGAUGUCAUUGUCUACAUUAAUGAAGUUUGUGUCCUUGGACAUACUCAUGCAGACGUAGUCAAACUCUUCCAGUCUGUUCCCAUUGGUCAGAGUGUCAACCUGGUGCUAUGUCGUGGAUAUCCUCUGCCCUUUGAUCCUGAAGAUCCUGCCAACAGCAUGGUGCCACCACUCACAGUUAUGGAGAGACCUCCAGUAGUAGUAAACGGAAGACAUAACUAUGAAACUUAUUUGGAAUACAUUUCUAGAACUUCUCAGUCUGUUCCAGAUGUAACAGAUCGGCCACCACAUUCGUUGCACUCCAUUCCAGCAGACAGUCAGCUUGAUAGCACAUUCCCACCACCCAUUCAUGAUGAUAAUGUCUCAAUGGCUUCUUCAGGGGCCACUCAAGCUGAACUCAUGACCUUAACCAUUGUGAAAGGGGCCCAGGGCUUUGGCUUCACUAUAGCAGACAGUCCAACAGGACAGAGAGUGAAGCAGAUUUUAGAUGUUCAGGGGUGCCCUGGUUUAUGUGAAGGUGACCUCAUUGUUGAGAUCAACCAGCAGAAUGUACAGAACCUGAGCCAUGCAGAAGUAGUGGAUAUACUUAAAGAAUGUCCAGUUGGAAGUGAGACUUCUUUGUUUAUCCAUAGAGGAGGGUUCUUUUCACCAUGGAAAACUCCAAAGCCUAUGAUGGAAAAAUGGGAGAAUCAAGGCAGUCCACAGACAAGUUUAUCUGCUCCAGCUGUGCCACAGAAUAUUCCCUUUCCACCCACCCUUCACAGGAGUUCUUUCCCCGACUCAACAGAGGCCUUUGACCCAAGAAAGCCUGACCCAUACGAGCUGUAUGAGAAAUCACGAGCUAUUUAUGAAAGUAGGCAACAAGGGCCACCCAGGACGGGUGUUCGAAUGGAUUCCUCGGGUUCAGAUUACAAGGAGUUAGAUGUUCAUCUUCGGAGAAUGGAAUCUGGAUUUGGCUUCAGAAUUCUUGGAGGAGAUGAACCAGGACAGCCAAUUCUGAUUGGUGCAGUAAUUGCUAUGGGCUCGGCAGACAGAGAUGGCCGCCUGCACCCGGGCGAUGAGUUGGUCUACGUUGACGGAAUCCCCGUGGCUGGCAAAACUCACCGAUAUGUGAUUGAUCUCAUGCACAACGCGGCUCGAAAUGGGCAAGUGAAUCUUACUGUGAGAAGAAAGGUGCUACCUACAGGAGAACCAUGUCCAGAGAAUGGCAGAAGUCCAGGCUCUGUGUCUACCCACCACAGUUCUCCAAGAAGUGACUAUGCUACAUACGCUAACAGCAAUCAUGUUGGGUCAAGUAACAAUGCUACACCCCCCGAGAGCUUUCCUUCACACAGCUUGCAAACAAGCGAUGUCAUCAUCCAUCGCAAAGAAAAUGAAGGGUUUGGCUUCGUAAUCAUUAGCUCCUUGAACAGGCCUGAAUCUGGGUCAACAAUGGCUGUACCCCAUAAAAUAGGCAGGAUAAUUGAUGGGAGUCCUGCUGAUCGCUGUGCGAAAUUAAAAGUCGGAGACCGGAUCUUAGCUGUGAAUGGCCAGUCUAUUAUUAACAUGCCUCAUGCAGAUAUUGUGAAGCUAAUUAAAGAUGCUGGUCUUAGUGUAACUCUUCGCAUCAUUCCUCAGGAGGAGCUGAGCAGCCCAGCUUCCGCACCGAGCUCAGAAAAACAGAGUCCCAUGGCGCAGCAACACAGCCCUGUGACUCAGCAGAGCCCUGUAGCACAGCCCACACCUCCACAGCCUCUACAGACUCAAGGACAUGAAAAUAGUUAUAGGUCAGAGGUAAAAGCCAGGCAGGAUGUGAAACCUGACAUUCGGCAACCUCCAUUUACAGACUAUAGGCAACCUCCAUUAGAUUACCGGCAUCCGCCAGUAUUAGAUUACCAGCAAUCCCCCCCUUUGGACUACCGGCAACCCCCUUUGAUAGACUACCGGCAACAUUCUCCUGACACCAGACAAUUUCCCUUAUCAGAUUACAGACCGCCUCAGGAUUUUGAUUAUUUUACUGUUGACAUGGAAAAGGGAGCCAAAGGGUUUGGAUUCAGUAUUCGAGGUGGAAGAGAAUACAAAAUGGAUCUCUAUGUCUUGAGAUUGGCAGAAGACGGGCCAGCAAUAAGAAAUGGACGAAUGAGGGUGGGAGAUCAAAUUAUUGAAAUCAAUGGGGAAAGUACAAGAGAUAUGACGCAUGCCAGAGCAAUAGAACUCAUCAAAUCUGGUGGCAGAAGAGUGCGAUUGUUACUAAAACGUGGAACUGGACAGGUCCCAGAAUAUGACGAACCAAACUCCUGGAGUUCUCCCGCUGCCACCUCCCCAGGUCUGUCGGAAGUAACCAUUUCCCCUGAUGACAUUGUCUCGCCAUUAUCUUCAUCACAUCUAGCCCAAUCUUCUGACCCUUCCCGCCAGAUAAACCCAGAAUCAGCUUGGGAUAUCAAGAGGGAACAUCAUGUAAAAAAACCAAAGGAGCUUUCAGUAAAUGGCCAUAAAAAGAAAAGGUUAGGUGAACAGACAGAGAGAUCUGCAAGUCCUAAGAAGGUAGACAGGUCAAAGCCUGAAGCGGUUUUGAGGAAAGCAAGCUCAGAAGGCAAGAGUAAGACCAGUGAAAGUGGCAGGUCACUGCCGGAAAUUAAGGCAGCGGGACUGAACACGAUGGCUGAGGCUGGCGUCAGAGAACAUGGAUGUGCUGGAACCAAUGAUGAAUGGGUUGGGAGAUCCAAGUGGCUGGGAAGCAAAAGAGGGGGAUCCCUUGGAACAAAGGAUCAUUAUGUCCCGGUUGCUGCAGAGAAGAAAUCGGCUGCAGCUUCCGAACACGUCAAGCUGGAUUCCACUGGUGCUACCAAGACGUACAGUAGCAAUAGCUGCAGCUCUCACGGAAGUGACAUGGAUCAUAACCAGAAAGAAUCCGACAGGAAGCCCAGUGAAUUCUCACGGAAGGGACAUGUCCAUUCCAUUUCAACACACAAUACCAACCCUACAGCUCGGAAGGCAACUGUCUCACCAGGACCAUGGAAGAUUCCUGGUUCUGAUAAGCUACCUGGUGUUCUAAAAUCUAGCACUUCUGCAAUGAGCAGAUAAGUCAACUGUUACCGUUGCCUUCUCAUUGUUUCACAGUGAUGCAGAACAUCCUUCUUAUUUCUGUCUCACAUUGUUUUAAUUUAUUUUAACUCAUAUACAUACAUGCUCAAAAUACAGAGAAAUGAAAACAGUAAUGUGUAAUUCUAUGACAACAUGCAUAAUGUCUUAAUAAGUUAAUGGAAGAUAUAGUCACUCUUGUAUCUAAAUGUGACCUUAAUGUACCCAGUUUCAUUUCAGAGACUUUGGCAGCUAUGGAAGAAACCAAAAUAAUAUGAAGGACAGUUGACCCACAAAGACAGUGCAGUGUAGCUUUAGUUUGAUGUUUUCCACUGCAUGAAGGACUUGGGAUUUUCAUUCAGACUUUAUAUCAAGAAACUGGAAGAAGUUAGAGCAAUCAUAAACUGGAACAUCGCCUUAAAUAAAACUGCACGGAGAAAGUUAAAAGUGGAAAUAGAAUAUUUUAUCUGAAUUAAAUGUUGUAAAUAAAUAGUUCUCAACAUAUCUAGACAGGGGUUUGAACCAUUUGAAAUUGUAAAUCCAUGGUAUGUCUCUACUGUUAACACUUUGGAAAAAAAACUGCCCAAUAUUAGUAGCAUAAUUCAUUAUGCAGGGUGAGGAACCCUAGUGGAUUAGCUGAAGCAGAAUCAUUUCUACUUCCAUUCUGUGAACAAUCCAUCUUUCUGUACAUUGAGAAAAGAGGGUGGAACUGUAUUCAGAAAUCUAGCCUCAAAAGCAUCUUAUGGAUUUCUCCCCACACACGCAUGCAUACAGGCACACCUAUAGAUUGGGAUUCCCAAAUAUCACAUAGGUUUCACGUGGGUAAUUGUAACAUACAAUUGCUGGAUCACUAUAAUGAGACAGUGAUUCUUGAAAGAUUAAAAGCUGAAGUUUCCUAUCAGAACAGCCUUGGUCUCCUGCAGGAACUCAUAAUCGUCUAAAUACUAAUUCAGCUUGUUUUUAAAAUGACCAUCUUUGAAUUUUAUUCUUCAUUGCACUCUAGAAAGUCUAAAAUAGUUGUCCAGAACAGUCCUAUUUUAUUAUAUAAACCCACCAGGCAACUACGUGUUUCUUCCUUCCAUAUUCUAUGUCUCUCUUGCUUUUAAAUUUCACGUCUUCAGUGCCAUGAUAACAUUUCAUUUGCACACCGAUGAAGUGUGGCUUCUUCAAUGAGCUCCAUGAAUCAACUCUUAUUUCUGAGAGGUUUGCUAUUUUUUUUUAAGCAACAGCAAUAGGAACAAGAGUAGCAGCACUCAGUAAUAAUGUUUUGUUUUGUUUUUUAGGAAAAUUAUUAUUUAACUUGAAAACAUUUCUCUGGCAAACCCUCAUAUUGCUCAGAAGUAACACUGUUUGGUGAGCAGAAUCCAGUUACUUUUAAGAUCAGUGGAAGUUUUGAUUUGGAGAGGGGUAUGAAAAAGUGAUGGAAUAUUAGCCAAACAGCAGAUCACCAUCUUGUUAGUCCCAUUCAACCAACAAUCAGAGUUACCCGUGUUUCAUUUGUUUUCUUUAGGAGCUACGGAGCUAUCUUUCUACUAAAUUAGAAUGAAAAGAAGAAAGGAUUUUGCACCUUUGAAAAGAAAAUGCAUAUUUAAGAUCUAGUCCCAUUAUAGUUUUUUUAAGAAAGCACAAAGAUAUGUAGCUGUUUACAAAAUAGAAUAUCUAUCUGUCUAUAUAUAUUAAUUAAAAAAAUAGAGAUAUAUCUUUAUUCCCAGCCUAGACAUUUGGCAUAAUUUGCUGUUAAUUUAUUAAAUAUGAAAUGUGGACAGGACUUCUCUAAUUAGUAGGGAAGGCCAUGUCCUGCUAUCUCACUUCCUUCAUAUAAUGAACAGGAACAAACAGCAAAGGGGAAAAAACUGAGAUUCUGUUUGCAUAAACUCCAGUUUGCACACUGUCCAGCCCUCCUUUGUGCAGAUCACUGCUUUAUGCGGCUGUAAUUGAUAACCUGUGAAGACAUCAUUUAAACCCCAUUCCAAAUAAUAUUUCUGUGUAGUGUUAGCUGUGAAUUUACCUUGUACAGCUCUAUUGCUAUAAAUAUAAUUCCAUGUAUUAAUAGUCACAGAAAAGCUGUAAGUGAGCAACUAUUUUUAUGAAACACACCACUAUGGAUAAAUUAACUUUUACAGAAAUCUUGUUUACUGUAUGAUAUUCUAAACCACUCAAAUAAAAUAUAUAU
Messenger RNA from Python bivittatus (Burmese python), 6428 nucleotides. The record is from RefSeq and is a predicted model, not a curated record. Lineage: Eukaryota; Metazoa; Chordata; Lepidosauria; Squamata; Pythonidae.